GUAGCGCGGCUGAGCGGGAGCCGGAGCCGGAGCCGCCAUGAACCUGCGCGGCCUCUUCCAGGACUUCAACCCCAGCAAAUUUCUUAUAUAUGCCUGUCUACUGCUUUUUUCUGUGUUGCUCUCUUUACGUCUGGAUGACAAAAUUCAGUGGAGCUACUGGGCUGUGUUUGCUCCAAUAUGGCUAUGGAAGCUAAUGGUGAUUGUUGGUGCCUCAGUGGGAACAGGAGUAUGGGCCCGAAACCCACAGUAUCGAGCAGAAGGAGAAACGUGUGUGGAGUUCAAAGCUAUGUUAAUUGCAGUAGGCAUCCACCUGCUACUGCUGAUGUUUGAAGUUCUGGUGUGUGACAGGAUCGAAAGAGGAACCCAUUUUUGGCUUCUGGUCUUCAUGCCGUUAUUCUUUGUAUCUCCAGUGUCAGUUGCGGCUUGUGUGUGGGGAUUCCGACAUGACAGAUCUUUGGAGCUGGAAAUCUUGUGUUCAGUCAACAUUCURCAGUUCAUAUUUAUCGCACUCAGAUUAGAUGAAAUCAUCAGAUGGCCGUGGCUUGUUGUUUGCGUUCCCUUAUGGAUCUUGAUGUCGUUUCUGUGUCUAGUAGUGCUCUACUACAUUGUAUGGUCUGUUCUGUUCUUGCGCUCAAUGGAUGUGAUUGCUGAGCAGAGGAGGACACACAUAACAAUGGCUGUCAGCUGGAUGACAAUUGUCGUUCCUCUGCUCACAUUUGAGAUUUUACUAGUGCACAGGCUAGAUGGRCAUAACUCUUUCUCUUUUAUACCCAUAUUUGUUCCUCUCUGGCUUUCACUGAUAACUUUAAUGGCAACAACAUUUGGACAAAAAGGAGGAAAUCACUGGUGGUUUGGAAUUCGAAAAGACUUCUGUCAGUUCCUGCUUGAAAUUUUCCCGUUCUUGCGAGAAUAUGGAAAUAUUUCAUAUGAUCUUCAUCAUGAAGACAGUGAGGAAGCAGAAGAAACACCAGUUCCAGAACCACCAAAAAUUGCACCAAUGUUCAGGAAAAAGACUGGAGUGGUCAUUACACAGAGUCCUGGAAAAUACGUGAUUCCACCUCCCAAGUUAAACAUUGAUAUGCCAGACUAAGAUGACAACAGGUUGAUACACUGGAACUGGGAAUCAGUAGACAAAUGUGUUUCAUCUCAUGCCUUGUCCUGAUUACUUAAAAAUAGCUAUUUGUGAAUCAGUGGCUUGUAUUAUAGAGGUCGGAGAUUUUUAAUAUAAUUUGAGAGCUUUACAUGUUUGUGUAAAAUCGUAUGGAAGCAAAUCAAAGUGGGAACACUAGUUCUAGUUCACAGGUGGAAACAAACUUCAUACAAAAAUGUACCCCAUGAAAUCAACAAUGUAAAAAAAUGUUAAUCCAGAGAUGGGGGCAUUAUUUGUCCUGAAUAGGGUGUUGAAGACUUCAGGCUUUAUAACGUACUUGCCAGUAGCUGAGGCCCACUGUUCAUCACCUGAGUUUUGUAGGCGUUAYGACACUUCCCCAUAGAGAUAAAUGGCUGUCUAAUUUGUGAACCUUCCCAAUGGAUUGGUUACACACUUGGCUGUAUAGUAUUUAUAUGAACAAUUUAGCAGUGUAAUAUAUUGUUUAAAAGUUUAGUCCUGUACAGUAUAAAUAUUAUGUAAAAGUAUUUUUUUAAAAAGCCUGUAUGAAAUGCCUAUGCUAUUACAGAUGUCUUUCAGGUCUUAAAUGUACACUUUAUUUUUCAAAUUUCAAGUUCCGUAUGUAUUAGUGUAGUAUCUCCUUACUUUUUUCUAUGCAGCCACAAUCAUCUUAACUACAGAGGCACAGGAGUGUUGCGUUACUCGGGCAAGACUUGAAAGCUUCUUUUUUGAAACAGAAUGUAUAACAGCUUACAUAAUAUUUUUUUUGUUAGCUAUGUAAAUUAUUAUGUACAUAUUCCAACUUUUGCACUGGCUGGGGGACUAAGUGUUGCUGGCUUCAUGUUCUAAUUUUCCUUAAGCAACACCUAUACCAUUCUCCCAUUAUUUUGUCUGUUCAAUAAACUGU
Molecule: messenger RNA, 2015 nt
Organism: Nothoprocta perdicaria
Lineage: Eukaryota; Metazoa; Chordata; Aves; Tinamiformes; Tinamidae
Gene: TMEM185A
Product: transmembrane protein 185A
Exons: 7
Coding region: 38-1090 (350 amino acids)
Source: RefSeq, a predicted model, not a curated record